AUGAGCGAAGAUUCCCAGAGAAAUGAUGGCGGAGCUCUCGUGGCCAAGCCGUCCGCCGCCGACGAUCGGAAAUAUGCAUCCCCGCCGGCGUCUUCUAUUACCGUGUCCAAGAAGGUCAUCAUCAAUAGUGCCGAUAUGAAGGACGAUAUGCAGAAAGAAGCCGUCGACAUCGCUAUUGCGGCAUUUGAGAAGAACAGCUUGGAGAAGGAUGUAGCUGAGCAUAUAAAGGAGUUCGAUAAGAAGCAUGACCCAAUUUACCCGACUGCCAUGGCCGCCGGACUCGGGUCAAGCACACAAACCUGA
Molecule: messenger RNA, 303 nt
Organism: Ipomoea triloba (trilobed morning glory)
Lineage: Eukaryota; Viridiplantae; Streptophyta; Magnoliopsida; Solanales; Convolvulaceae
Product: dynein light chain 1, cytoplasmic-like
Exons: 2
Coding region: 1-303 (100 amino acids)
Biological process (GO): microtubule-based process
Cellular component (GO): dynein complex
Molecular function (GO): dynein intermediate chain binding; dynein light intermediate chain binding
Source: RefSeq, a predicted model, not a curated record